Messenger RNA from Salvelinus fontinalis (brook trout), 4445 nucleotides. Its product is annotated as zinc transporter ZIP4-like. Gene Ontology annotation, molecular function: zinc ion transmembrane transporter activity. The transcript has 12 exons. Gene Ontology annotation, biological process: zinc ion import across plasma membrane; intracellular zinc ion homeostasis. The record is from RefSeq and is a predicted model, not a curated record. Bases 1798 to 3888 code for a protein of 696 amino acids. Gene Ontology annotation, cellular component: membrane. NCBI's taxonomy places the organism in Eukaryota, Metazoa, Chordata, Actinopteri, Salmoniformes, Salmonidae.
AGAGAAUUAAGAAAUGUUUUUUUUUAAUUACAUUUUUUAUAUAUAUUUUUAUAUGGAGAGUUGUCUACAGGAGCAGUAGAAAAGUUUUUUUCAUGAAUUAAAUGAAGGGUGGGGCAUUUUUUUCACUUUCUGCGUCUGCCCCACCAAAGGUCUGUGCACAACCCUGCUGAACAGGACAUUACUUCAUCCAAAUAUGUUCAAGGUGGCAAACUACUGUAGGCCUACUUUGGGUACCUCAUUUGGAUGUUCAUACUUACACCUAAAGAACCUUUAAACAGCUUCAUGUUUGACUUGGAGACAGGUGAUCUCCCCCUCCUUUCCUGCUGACCAUUGACACAAGGAUGUGUUUGGUAGUUCUGCCAGACCAGCGUGACCUGGCCCAGCCACACCUGGCCCAGUCACUGAUGUGGUGUAGAGCGAAGUCAUCAGUCCAUUAAUCAUUGUGAGUAGGGCCAGGAGUUUCUCUUAGCCAUGGUCAGGAAAAACUAUUGGCCCUAAAUAUGAAACCCAAUCAUCCAGUCACACGGUCAGUGCAUAUGUUGAAUGAUGUCCAGGGAAAGGACGUUUAGUCCACAGAAUGAUUGUACAUGGAAAGGACGUUUAGUCCACAGAAUGAUUGUACAUGGAAAGGACGUUUAGUCCACAGAAUGAUUGUACAUGGAAAGGACGUUUAGUCCACAGAAUGAUUGUACAUGGAAAGGACGUUUAGUCCACAGAAUGAUUGUACAUGGAUGGAAAGGACGUUUAGUCCACAGAAUGAUUGUACAUGGAUGGAAAGGACGUUUAGUCCACAGAAUGAUUGUACAUGGAUGGAAAGGACGUUUACUCCACAGAAUGAUUGUAUAUGGAAAGGACGUUUAGUCCACAGAAUGAUUGUACAUGGAAAGGACGUUUAGUCCACAGAAUGAUUGUACAUGGAAAGGACGUUUAGUCCACAGAAUGAUUGUAUAUGGAAAGGACGUUUAGUCCACAGAAUGAUUGUACAUGGAAAGGACGUUUAGUCCACAGAAUGAUUGUACAUGGAAAGGACGUUUAGUCCACAGAAUGAUUGUACAUGGAAAGGACGUUUAGUCUACAGAAUGAUUGUACAUGGAGAAUGGGGCCUCUGAAUUGAUUCAUCAAUAAAUGUCCUCAACUGUGUUGGCUGUUUAAAAAAAUAUAUCGAUCAAUUAAUGUAUUAUCAGUAUAAAUUUUUUUACAAAAAGGUUCUGUAGAAAUGUGUAUUAUUUGUUUUGUUUUUACGCUGUCAGUAAUGGUUUGUGUUACAUCAUGUUUAUUAAUUUUCCCAAUACACAAUCUUUUAGUAAAUGGUAAUGUUAGCUAAUAGAUUAGAUAUCUUCACCACUGGAGAGAAAGCAGGCAGAAAAAAAUUCCCAUAAAGGGUCAUCAGGGUAUUGGUCACCAUUGAGGAUGUAAGUGAAUCACUUGGCAGUUGGUACAAAUAUUUUGCCUGUAUUCUUAGCAACAUGUCUUAUUGACAUAACUCUUGCCAUUAUGUCAGCUGAUGCUGAGUGUACAUUGAAGACAGGUGAUUUUGGACCUGUACCCCUUAUUCAGGUGAACUGCAAUGGUUUCCUAUUUAUGGACUGGUAGAGAAGCGCAACUCGCCUCUGGACCAAUCAAAGGCGAGCUAACAGGUCAAGGAAAUCUCUAACUUAGCUGAUUAUAGAUAGCUGUUUGGUGAACUUAAAACCGUGUGCGGACUGCAUAUGCGCCUCUCGGGAAUCAUCUCUUUCUAUAAACUCACUGUUUUUGCACUUUUAUUUUUUUAAAGAGGAUUUAUAUUUGAAUAGAACAAUGGAAACUAUAUAUAGGUGUUUUCCCGUUAUUCUCCUAUGUCUGAGUUUUAACCUAUUCAGCUAUGCGUGGUGUUCACCUAUGGAUGUAUAUGGGAAAGUGGUGGAGCUCGUUUCGCCAGGAGAGGAAUACCUGGAUGAAAUGUCAGUUCGCUCCUUUUUCAAACAGUUGGAGAAGCGUGUGCAGUGCCCUGGUGUGUCGUGUGAAAAGUGCCUCUCUGUGCAGUCAGUAGACCAGCUGGUGGGUAACUUCACCAGCACUGGUGGUCUCCUUCACACUGAGGGCUUCUUCAGAGUAGCGGCAGGAUGCUGCCUGUACCUCAGCUCUCCCUCAGAGGCCUGCUCUUCCGUGAGGGCAGGGAGGUGGGGGGACGACACGGACAACUUCAUCCAUGAGAUCACAGGCUAUGACCAUGGGGAUGGACACGGAGACAUGGAGAGCAGUGGGAUAGAGACACUGCUCCAUAACUUGAAGAAGCACUACAAGCCCGAUCAGCAGUACGACCAGCAGUGUCUUACUGGUCAAGACAUCUUGGAGGAGAUGAAUGAUGGUGUCCCACACAACAUGGAUGUGGUGUUUGGAUACAUAGUUUAUCAUGCUUUGCGAGGUGACUGCAUGACUGCCAGAGCACUUCCUGAAGAGGACUACUUUCUGGAUUUCAUAUUCAACUCCUUCGGUUCUGACAACAUUACCAUACAUGAGCUGGAAGGUCUUAUGAACAGCCUGCAACUGGGUGGAGUCCAUGAAGAGGAUCACGAUCAUAGAGAUCAAGAGGGACACAAAGAUGACCAUGGUCACGAUGACCACGUUGACCAUGACCAUAGUGACCGCAGUACUGUUAGCAGGGGUCGGGGGGGUCGAAGUGGAGGUGCUGCCUUCAGGACGAGUCAUGAGGAGGGGUACCACCAUAGGAACAUCAGCAGCUGGGAACUGACGUGUUUCAGCCCGGAGGAGCUGAUAAAGAUCCAUGGGCUGAAUGGAUCUAGCCUGUCCAGGUCUGACGUGGCCCGGCUCAGCCCAGCCCUAGUCCAGCAGCUCCUCAGUGGUGCCUGCAACAGCAUCUCUCCCCCCACUGGACCAUUAGACCAGCUCACAACCACAGAGAAGUUUGUGUAUGCCUCCAUAGCCAAUCUGCUGAUCUGUCUGGCCGCCCUGGUUGGCGUUAUGGUGCUGCUGUGUACCUCCUGCAGCAGUGUCUUCCAGCUCGUCAUCCAGUUCUGUGUCAGCCUGGCCGUUGGCUCCCUCACUGGGGACGCCCUGUUGCACCUCUUGCCUAUGUUCCUAGGCCUCCAUGUUCACAGUGAAGGAACAGAUCACGGCCACUCAGAGGAGGUUCCAGACUACAUCUGUAAGAUACUGGUGAUGAUGGCUGGCAUCUACUGCUUCUAUCUCAUGGAGACUAUCUUCUCCAUCAUCACCACUCACAAGGACAGCCAUCACCAUUCCCUGCAUCACCAUGGGGAGGAGUCUGAGCCCCAUCACUGUGACCAUGGUAAAGUCCUGGAGAUGUACAUGCAGGAGAAAAAUAACAAGCAGUCCAUCUCACAGACUGACCUGGUUGAAAGUGAGAACAGUGAGGACACAGAGAAAGCCUAUCCAGAACCAAACCAGCGCUCAAGAGAACAGCGUCUGCUACCCUACAUGGUUACCAUAGGGGACGGGAUACAUAACUUUGCCGAUGGCCUGGCUAUCGGAGCAGCCUUUUCUGUUUCCUGGAAUUCCGGCCUUGCCACGUCUUUGGCUGUGUUCUGUCAUGAGUUGCCUCACGAACUGGGUGAUUUUGCAAUCCUGCUGCACAGCGGGUUGUCAGUGAAGAAGGCCUUGAUGCUGAACGUGGGCAGUGCCCUCACAUCCUUCAUCGGACUCUACAUUGCCCUCACCGUCUCUACUGACCUGGCCACCAAGCAGUGGAUCGCGGCCAUCACCUCUGGUCUCUUCUUGUAUGUGGGUCUGGCUGAUAUGCUCCCCACCAUGAUCCAUGCGGACAACCGUAGGCCCUGGCUCAUGUUCCUGCUCCAGAACUUAGGACUGCUGUCUGGCUGGGGCAUGCUGCUGCUCCUCUCUCUGUAUGAGGAAAGGAUUGGCUUCUAGAGCCUCCUAGUCCUCACACUGUACAGUACAAUGCAAUGGAUUUGUAUACAAUUACAAAUGAACACUGUAUGUAAACUAUGCUAUAUUUGACCUGUUUUGAUAUAUUUCAUUUAACACGCUUGAUCAUUCUAUAUGAUACAAGAUUUCCUCAAAAUGACUUUCUAGAUGAUAUAUGCGAUUUAUAGUCUAGUUCUGUUGUAUCUACCACAUAGACGUGUAGUCUGUUGGUGUUCAGUCUGAACCUGCUGUUGGUGCUAAUGUUACUGUUGGAAAGGAUUUCAUCUGUAGUUCAAACUGUAAUUUAUACCACCAAUAUUUAUAAUGGGACUCACAGCCUACUGCCUCUGUAAUUGCCACAUAUUUUGUAUAACCACAUACCAUAACAGUGUGACUGUGCGGGGAAGUAGGUAGAUUCUAUUUUAAGUUAGCGGUAAUGCAGAGGUUGACAGUGUAUGUAUACAUGUGAGAAUGUGACAUGUUUAGAUUUGUCUACCUUUGUCAAAUGUGUAUUUUUACUUAUGUGCCACCAAUCCCACAAAACCCUCAAAAGUAAUAAA